This is a messenger RNA of Rotaria sp. Silwood1, 924 nucleotides long. NCBI's taxonomy places the organism in Eukaryota, Metazoa, Rotifera, Eurotatoria, Philodinida, Philodinidae. The record is from the annotation of a GenBank genome assembly.
AUGCACGCUGCUUUGCUAUUCUUGUGCAUUCUUCUGAUUGAUGCUCGAAUUGUACCGCAACACAAUCUGGAUAAUCAACUACGCAUAGAUGAUGUUGUGAAUAAUGCCAUUGUUCCUAUUAAAGGUGCCACAAACAAAGGCUGGGAGGAUUGGGAGGAUUGGAGUGAUUCAUCAGGAGGGACUCUAGAGCCAGGUACUACCGUUUGCUAUCCAGUUGUUGGAUGUUUCGACAAUAAUCCACCAUUUGACAAUGCUGGCUUAGCAGUACCACAAGAUCCAACAGUGGUCAAUACUCAUUUUCUUCUCUUCACAAAUAGUGCACCAACAAAACCAGAAUUUCUUCAAUAUAAUAAGAAUGAUAGCUCGAUUACUAACUCAAGAUUCAGCAAUACGAAAUGGUUAAGAAUUAUCGUACAUGGAUUUACUAAUAAUCGAAAUAGUCUUUGGAUUCCACGAUUGACCGAAGAGUUGCUCAAAUUGAAAGAUGGCGAAGCAUCCGAUGUGCUUGUUGUUGAUUGGGGCAAUGGUGCUAAAUUUCCAUUGUAUAACAAUGCGGCAGCCAAUACUCGUUUAGUUGGCAAAGAAAUUUCUUUGCUUCUGAAGAAAAUGAAAACAUUGAAACAAUUAUCCUACGAUAAAGUUCACUGCAUCGGUCAUAGCCUCGGUGCACAUACCUGUGGGUAUGCAUCAUAUGAAAUCAAUCGUCAGAUGGCUCGUAUUUCUGGCCUUGAUCCGGCCGGUCCAUUUUUUGAAGGCAAAACUACUUCGGUACGCCUUGAUCAGAGUGAUGCGAAGUUUAUCGAUGUUAUUCAUACGAAUACAGAACUUGCUUUGGGUCUCGGUUUAGGAUCGGAUGAUCCAUCAGGCCAUGUAGAUUUCUUUGUCAAUGGUGGCAAACAGCAACCAGGCUGUCCUUCAGUGUAA